Klebsormidium nitens is the source of this 2670-nucleotide messenger RNA. Lineage: Eukaryota; Viridiplantae; Streptophyta; Klebsormidiophyceae; Klebsormidiales; Klebsormidiaceae. The record is from the annotation of a GenBank genome assembly.
CAGAUCUUCCAACUCCGUUCAGCAUGUUCAUGGGUGCUUUCAAUCGUGCUUCCAAGGCAUUGGCAGCAUCACCAUCGCCGCUAUGGCAACCAAUGCGGAGGGCGUGUCCGGUGCUGCCGACAAGAUGGCGAGCGCCAGCCUGGGCGACGGCCCCUCCCCAUCGAAUGGUCCCGCGGUGAAGGUGGCAGGCAGCGCCGGCAAGAAGGGCAAGGAGGGCGACAAGAAGAAGGGGGCCAAGGAGCUGCCCGCGGAGGUGGUGGAGUACCAUCAGCAGCGGAUUGCCAUGUUUGAGGAGCUGCAGAAGGAGCAAAAGGAGCACCGCCAGCAAGUUGGCGGGGAGGCUAUCAAGGUGUCCAUUGGCGGCCAAGUGGUGGAGGGCAAGAAGUGGCUCUCUACGCCGUUUGACAUCGGCAAGACCGUCUCCAAGGACCUCGUCAAGGACGCCCUCAUCGCCAAGGUUGAUGACGUGUUGUGGGACAUGGCGCGGCCGCUGGAGGGCGAUUGCAGCCUGCAGAUCUUCAGCUUUGAGAGCGCGGAGGGCCGGGACACCUUCUGGCACUCGAGCGCACACAUCUUGGGGGAGGCGCUGGAGCAGGAGUAUGGCUGCGACCUGUGCAUCGGUCCCUGCACGACGCGUGGAGAGGGCUUCUACUACGAUGGUUUCUACGGGGGGCUUACGCUGGAGGAGGAGCAGUACAAGGCGAUCAAGGCCAAGGCGGGGUGGGCCGUGAAGCAGAAGCAGAACUUUGAGAGGAUUGAGGUCACGCGCGAGCAGGCCAUGCGCAUGUUUGACAAGAACCCUUUCAAGAUCGAGAUCAUCCGCGAGCUGCCUGAAGACAAGACCAUCACGGUGUACCGCUGCGGCCCCCUGGUCGACCUGUGCCGCGGGCCCCACAUCCCCAACACCGGCGCCGUCAAGGCCUUCCACAUCUCCAAGGCUGCUGCGGCGUACUGGCGUGGGGACCAGACGCGGGAGAGCCUGCAGCGCGUCUAUGGCAUCUCGUACCCCAACGACACCCUCCUCCAGGAGUACUUGCACCGAUUGGAGGAGGCCAAGAAGCGCGACCACCGCCUGCUGGGCAUGCAGCAGGAGCUCUUCUUCUUCCACCCCCUCAGCCCCGGGAGCUGUUUCUUCUUGCCGCACGGCGCGCGCGUGUACAACCGGCUGCAGGAGUUCAUCCGCGGGGAGUACCGGCGGCGCGGGUACCAGGAGGUGGUGACGCCCAACAUGUACAACCUGGACCUGUGGGUCACGUCCGGGCACGCCGCCAACUACAAGGAGAACAUGUUCCUCUUCGACGUCGAGAAGCAGCAGUUCGGCCUCAAGCCCAUGAACUGCCCCGGCCACUGCCUGCUCUUCGACCACCGCGUGCGCUCCUACCGAGAGUUGCCGUUGCGGUUGGCGGACUUCGGCGUGCUUCAUCGGAACGAGGCGAGUGGGGCGCUCACGGGGCUCACGCGAGUGCGCAGGUUUCAACAGGACGACGCGCACAUCUUUUGCACGGAGGCGCAGAUCGAGGAGGAGGUGCGGGGCGUGCUCGAAUUUUUGGCGCAUGCGUACGGCAUCUUCGGCUUCGAGUUCGACCUGGAGCUGUCGACGCGGCCUGAGAAGUACCUCGGGGAGCUCGCCACGUGGGACAAGGCCGAGGCCUUCAUGGCCAAGGCGCUCGACAGCUUCGGCAAAAAGUGGCAGAUCAACGCGGGCGACGGCGCGUUCUACGGCCCCAAGAUCGACAUCACGGUGUACGACGCGCUGAAGCGCAAGUUCCAGUGCGCCACCAUCCAGCUGGACUUCCAGCUGCCCAUCCGGUUCGACCUGUCGUACAACACGGAGAGCCUGAGCAGCGACGAGAAGACGCGGCCCGUCAUGAUCCACCGCGCGAUCCUGGGCUCCGUGGAGCGCAUGUUCGCCAUCCUGCUGGAGCACUACGCCGGCAAGUGGCCGCUCUGGCUCAGCCCGCGCCAGGUCAUCGUCUGCCCCGUCUCCGAAAAGCACCACGACUACAGCCAACAGGUUGCUGCGGAGAUCGAGGGGGCGGGCUUCUACGUGGAGGUGGACUACAGCGACCGCAAGCUGCCCAAGAAGAUUCGGGAAGCUCAGUUGGCCCAACACAACUUCAUCUUGGUGUGCGGAGCGGAAGAGCUGGAAAGCAAAACGGUGAACGUGCGCACGCGGGAUAAUCAGGUUCACGGAACAAAGCCGGUUGCAGACUUCAUUGCAGAUCUGCGGCGACUCGUGGGAGAGUAUAAGUGACCAGGAGGCACUGUAGUGAUUUGCGAAAGAGACAGCCGUGUGAUUGUUCUUCUUGUGUUCAAACCUGCGGAAGUGCUAUUCUUAAGAAGAGAGCUUGGGAAGAUGCUUGUGCAUCUUGUAAAGCAGAAAACAUAUUUCGGUGCGCUGCUAUGUACGAAAUGUCCUUGGGUUGGUGGCUGGCAGAAGGUGAUGUGAUGCCUAAGAUGGACGAAGUGCUUGCCAUGCCACAAGUAUUGACGUCGAGAUGGGUCUCCCUUUGAUACUUGAACCACACGUGGCAUAGACCCGAUGUCGGUAAAUUAUGCUCGUGCAGAUCCAUGCAGGAUCUGCCUUUCAGGAAGGGUAAGCAUUCACUAGAACAUACUUGAUACGAAAGUACCUUGUACAAUUGGUGUUUCUCAUGGAAGAAUACCGGA